AGCGGGAAGGGACCGGACACACUUCCGGCGGAAGUGGCUGAGGGACAGGCGCGGGAAUCGGGGGCCGCCAUGGAAACGGAGCCGGAGCCGGGCCCCGAUCCCGGCCCCCACAUGGAGCCGGUAACGGGCCCGGUGCCGGUAACGGACCCGGCCGCCGACCCGGACGUGGAGCCGCUGCACCGGGGCGGUUUCCGCUGCCGCCUGUGCCAGAUUACCGCGGCCAACCUCCCCAGCCUGCGGUCUCACCUGGCCGGGAAGCGGCACCGGCGGCUCCGGUGGCUCCGGGCCGAGCGGCGCGCGCAGGAGCAGCGGAGCCUCUUCGUCAGCGGCUUCCCCCGGGGCACCGAGCCCGCGCGGCUGCGGCAGCACUUCCGCGCCUUCGGGGAUGUCGCGACAGUCGUGAUGGACAAGGAGAAGGGCGCGUUCGCCAUCGUGGAGCUGCGGGACCCCGCGGGGCGGCAGCGAGCGCUGGAGCAGCCCCGGCACGAGCUGGGGGGGCGGCGGCUGCGGGUGCGGCCCCGGGAGCACCGGGAAUUCCCCCGGCCCCCCCCGCGGGACCCCCCCGGGACACCCCCGGUACCCCCGGGGCUGCUGCAGGCGCUGGGACAGGCCCAGGAUGUGGGGGCCCAGCUGGAGCUGCUGGUGCGGGCGCUGGAGCUGAGCGCGGCCGAGCGGCGCCUGCGGGAGCUGCUGCUGAGCCUGAUCCGGGAGGUGUUCGGGGAGUUCUUCCCAGGCUGCUCCGUUGUCCCCUACGGCUCCUCCGUCAACGGCUUCGACGUGCACGGCUGCGACCUGGACCUGCACCUGGAGCUGGGCACGGGGGACGGGGACCCCCAGAGCCAGGGGACCCCAAACUGGGACCCCAAAACCCAGGAGACCCCAAAUGGGGACCCCCAAACCCAGGAGACCCCAAAUGGGGACCCCAAAACCCAGGAGACCCCAAACAGGGACCCCCAGACUCCGAGGGGUCCCUGUCGGGUGAUGAUCCCCCCGAGGCCGAGGGGUCCCUUUUGGGGUGCGGGGGGUCCCUUUUGGGGCGCGGGGCCCCCCCCCGAGGAGCUGCUGGCGCUGGUGGGGGCGGUGCUGCGGCGCUGCGUGCCGGGGGUCCGGGGGGUCCGAGCCGUGCCCGGGGCCCGGCGCCCCGUGGUCAAAUUCAGCCACAAACAGUCCGGGCUGGCCGGGGACGUGUGCCUGGACAACCGCCUGGCUCUGUUCAACACGCGAUUCCUUCGGCUCUGCGCGGAGCUGGACCCGCGGGUGCGGCCCCUGGGCUACGCCGUGCGGCUCUGGGCGGGGGGGCAGCGGCUGGCAGGGAACCGGGCCGGGGGCGGCCCCCUCCUCACCAACUACGCGCUGACGCUGCUGGUGGUGCUGUUCCUGCAGAGCCGCAGCCCCCCCGUGCUGCCCUCGCUGCGGCACCUCCGGCACCUGGCAGGACCCCAGGACCGAGCCCAGGUCGGGGGGUGGGAUUGCAGCUUCCCCCGGGACGCGGCGGGGCUGGAGCGCAGCGGGAACGGGCAGAGCGCCGCCUCCCUCCUGGCCGAAUUCUUCUCCUAUUUCGGGACCCUGGACCUGGGCGGGCUCCUCCUGUCCCCCCUGGAGGGCCGAGCUCUGCCUCGCCCCCCACCCGAGACCCUCGGGGGGCUCCGCCCGGGCCCCCUGACCCUGCAGGACCCCUUCGAGCUCAGCCACAACGUGGCCGCCAACGUCACCCCGCGCACGGUGUCGCGAUUCGUGCGCUGCUGUCGCGACGCCGCCCGGCUCUGUCGCGGCCCCGAGUUCCACCAAAAAUCGCGCAGGGGCCGCCCCUGGGGCGUGAUGAGGCUGCUCCAGCCCGGCCCCGCCGAGAGCUGCGGGAAUUCCCGGGGGAAAUUCCUGAUCCCGGUGCCGCUGCCGUGCCCGGGGGGAGCCGGGGGGGUCCCGCCCCGCCGGGUGGGCGCGGCCGCGGCGUUCGUGCUCACCGAGGUGUUGGGGUGCGGCUGUGAGCCCCGGGGGGACUUUGGGGACAUGGGGACAGCGGGGGAGGCACCACCGGGAGCUGAGUGUCACCUGGAGGGGGUGGCAGGCGAUUCCCGAGGGGAAUUUGAGGACCUGGGGACAUCGGGGGAGCCACCACCGGCGGCCAGAUGUCGCCUAGAGAAAGUGGCAAGAGGUUCCCAGGGGGAAUUUGGGGACACGGGGACAUCAGGGGAUGGGGGGACGCCACCACCGGGAGAUGAAUGUCACCUGGAGGGGGUGGCAGGAGAUUCCCGAAGGGAAUUUAGGGCCAUGGGGACAGCGGGGGAGUCACCAUCGGGAGCGGAAUGUCACCUAGAGGGGGUGGCAGGAGAUACCCAGGGGGAAUUUGGGGACGCAGGGACAUCAGGGAAUGAGAGGACGCCACCACCGGGAGCUGAAUGUCACCUGGAGGGGGUGACAGGCGAUUCCCGAGGGGAAUUUGGGGACGCGAGGACAUCAGGGGAGUCACCACCGGCAGCCGAAUGUCACCUGGAGGGGAUGGCAGGAGAUUCCCAGGGGGAAUUUGGGGACGCGGGGACAUCGGGGGAGGCACCAUCGGGAGCCGAAUGUCACCUGGAGGGGGUGGCAGGAGAUUCCCGGGGGGAAUUUGGGGACGCGGGGACAUCAGGGAAUGAGAGGACGCCACCACUGGGAGCCGAAUGUCACCUGGAGGGGGUGGCAGGAGAUUCCCGAGGGGAAUUGGGGGACAUGGGGACAGCAGAGGAGUCACCAUCGGGAGCCGAAUGUCACCUGGAGGGGGUGGCAGGAGAUUCCCGAGGGGAACUGGGGACAUCAGAGGAUGAUGAGGAGCCGCUCCUGCAUCCCCUAGAGCCACCACCGGGAGCGGAAUGUCACCUGGAGGGGGUGGCAGGAGAUUCCCGAGGGGAAUUUGGGGACGCGGUGACACCGGGGCCGGGCUGGAAGCGCCGCCUCCCCGAGGGGGUCCCGGUCGGGGCGGGGGUCCCGCCCGCAAAGCGGCCCCGGCUGCCCCCGGUGCCGUCCCGGUGGAGCUGCUGCGUUCGGUACCGGGUGUGGCGGGGCCGCCGCCGCCUCCGCCGCCGCCUCCUCCACCGGGAGGGGCCGGGAAUGGGGGGUCCCGGGGGGUCUGGAGGGGCUCAGGGCCCCGGAGAUAGCGGGGGUCCCGGGGGGGUUCGAGAUCUCGGGGGUCCCGCUGUUCCCGGGGGGGCUCCGGCUCCUGGGGAUCUCGGGGGUCCCGGGGGGCGAUCCCCGGAUCUCGGGGGUCCCGGGGGGGAAUUCCCGGAUCUCGGGGGGUCCCCCCUGGCCCUGGAGCGGGCGGUGACCGAGGCCAUUGUCCGAGGGGACACCGGGACCCCCCCGGAGCCGCUGCUGCGUUUCCAGCUCAGCGCCCAUCGGGGGGGGUCGCGCCGGGACCCCCAAAUUUUGCUGCGCCUCCAACCCGAGCCCGACCCCCCCUCGCCGCUUUUCCAGGAGUUUUUCCAUUUUUUGCGGGGUUUUCUGCCGGAGAUGGUGCGGCAGCGCCUGCGCGGGGGGGAUUUCCAAUAA
Molecule: messenger RNA, 3522 nt
Organism: Catharus ustulatus (Swainson's thrush)
Lineage: Eukaryota; Metazoa; Chordata; Aves; Passeriformes; Turdidae
Gene: TUT1
Product: terminal uridylyl transferase 1, U6 snRNA-specific
Exons: 10
Coding region: 70-3522 (1150 amino acids)
Cellular component (GO): mitochondrion
Molecular function (GO): RNA binding; poly(A) RNA polymerase activity
Source: RefSeq, a predicted model, not a curated record